Athalia rosae (coleseed sawfly) is the source of this 999-nucleotide messenger RNA. RefSeq names its product 60S ribosomal protein L7a (gene RpL7A). The coding region runs from base 130 to 936 and encodes 268 amino acids. Gene Ontology annotation, biological process: ribosome biogenesis. The record is from RefSeq and is a predicted model, not a curated record. The transcript is spliced from 6 exons. Gene Ontology annotation, cellular component: ribonucleoprotein complex. Lineage: Eukaryota; Metazoa; Arthropoda; Insecta; Hymenoptera; Athaliidae.
CGAAACCGCAAUAUAGCUUUCUUUAUGUGACCAGCGGCCGUGCUUGCUGGAUUUAUUUGGCGAAGUGAAUUGUGGAGCUUGUUGUAUCCACCCAUAUUUUAGGGCAUCCAGCCAUAAGUGUUAAAAAAUAUGGUGCAAAAGAAGCCUAAGAAGAAGGUUGGAAAGAAAGUAGCAGCAGCACCGCUGGCUGUGAAGAAAGUUGAGCCCAAGAAGCUGACAAACCCGCUUUUUGAGAAACGAACCCGCAACUUUGGCAUUGGCCAGGAUAUCCAGCCUGACCGCGAUCUGAGUCGGUUUGUGAAAUGGCCCAAGUACAUCCGCAUCCAGCGUCAAAGGUCUGUUUUGCAGAAGAGGCUGAAGGUUCCACCACCGAUCAAUCAGUUCACUCAAACGCUUGACAAGCAAACCGCUACACAGCUGUUCAAGAUCUUGGAAAAAUAUCGCCCAGAGAGUGCAAUUGCUAAGAAGUUGAGGUUGAAGGCACGAGCUGAAGAAAAGGCUGCAAAGAAGGAAGAUGCCCCCACCAAGAGGCCCAACCAACUUCGCAGUGGUACAAACACUGUGACAACUUUAGUUGAGCAAAAGAAAGCGCAACUGGUUGUGAUUGCUCACGACAUUGACCCUAUCGAGGUUGUUCUAUUCCUGCCUGCACUAUGCCGUAAAAUGGGAGUACCUUACUGCAUCGUCAAGGGAAAAGCUCGUUUGGGAGCCCUUGUUAGGCGCAAGACGUGCAGUGCAGUUGCUCUUACACAGGUUGACGCUGGUGACCGUGCAAACUUUACAAAGGUCGUUGAAGCGAUUAAGACCAACUUUAAUGACCGUCAUGAUGAGAUCAGGCGUCACUGGGGUGGUGGUCUCCUUGGUAGCAAAUCCGCUGCCAGAAUUGCAAAACUGGAGAAGGCCAAAGCAAGGGAACUUGCGCAGAAACAAGGCUAAGAUUCUGCAGUGUACUGUGGAAUUGGACACCUUUUCAACUAAUAAAGAAAAAGUAAAAAUCUA